Echinococcus granulosus is the source of this 624-nucleotide messenger RNA. RefSeq lists its product as hypothetical. The record is from RefSeq and is a predicted model, not a curated record. Bases 1 to 624 code for a protein of 207 amino acids. NCBI's taxonomy places the organism in Eukaryota, Metazoa, Platyhelminthes, Cestoda, Cyclophyllidea, Taeniidae. The transcript has 5 exons.
AUGAUUUGUAAAAUUCAUAAACGCUUUUCAAUUCUAAGGUCAUCCAGUGAUGAUGGAAAAUUUAAAAAUUACUUUUCAUUUAUGAAUAUUUACUCGCUUCUAGGAUUGCACUCAACAACGACAGCUGGAGCAGUCCAAAUGAAAAACCUAAAUGCAAAGGGUCACGAUUUAAUUCUUCUCUACAAACAUGAAAUUUUUUUCUGCAAAUGCAUAUUACAUCAACUAUUUCUAAAGGUUAUGUUAUUUUACCAGAGGUUUCUUUCCACUUUGGUUUUAUUGAAACACAGCACAACAAACCACCGCGGUAUAAAAACAUGUGUCAGGAAUGAGAAUUGUGUCAAUCAUUGUUCUGCUGCUGGUUCUUCUAACAACAGUGAGAUUAAAGAGAUGAAAGAAAUGCCUAAGGAUAACGAAAAAGGAUACAUUAAGGCUUUGGUUUUAUUGAAACACAGCACAACAAACCACCGCGGUAUAAAAACAUGUGUCAGGAAUGAGAAUUGUGUCAAUCAUUGUUCUGCUGCUGGUUCUUCUAACAACAGUGAGAUUAAAGAGAUGAAAGAAAUGCCUAAGGAUAACGAAAAAGGAUACAUUAAGGGUGAAAAAUGUCGAAAUGGAGAUAAAUGA